UUUGUGUGUUUGAGAAGAUUCUACAGGAGCAGCUGUAGAUUUGGAGCUGAACACUGUGAGAUGCUUCUCUGUCUAAGGGAAGAAGAGAUGUCACUUCAAGAACUCACACAGCGACUGGUCAAUGUUAUCACUCAUGUUGAUGAAAUCAUGCAACAAGAAAUAAGACCCCUGCUUGCGGUUGAUAUUGUUGAACAGCUACAGAAACAGUUUGCUAUUUUAUCAGGGGGACGUAGUAGGGAUGGUGCGCCAAUCAUCACUUUUCCAGAACACUCUACCUUUGGGGACCUUUCUGAUGAAGAGUUUCUGAAUGUUGUAACAUAUUUGACUAGCAUCCCAAGUCUGGAUGCUGCCAGUAUUGGAUUUAUCAUAAUUAUUGACAGAAGGCGGGACAAAUGGAGUUCAGUCAAAGCAUCUUUAAUGCGCAUAGCAGGAUCAUUUCCAGGGAACUUGCAGCUAAUUUUUGUCCUGCGACCUUCUCGUUUCAUCCAAAGGACAAUUGCCGACAUUGGCAUCAGGCUACAACGAGAUGAUUUUAAAAUGAAGGUACCGAUUAUCAUGUUAAAUACAAUAGCAGAUCUACACAGCUACAUUGAAAAAAGUCAGCUGACAAGAGACUUAGGAGGCACUCUAGAAUAUUGUCACAAUCAGUGGAUUCAUCAUCGAACUGCCAUAGAAAAUUUUGCUAUGACAGUGAAAACAACAGCACAGCUAUUACAGUCAUUUGGCACUGAACUUGCAGAGACAGAAUUACCCAAUGAUGUCCAGUCUACAAAAGUACUGCUCACAAUUCACACAGAAAAACGCAAUGAACUAAAGGAGAGAUUGAAAUUAGCAGUAAAGGAAGGCAGCACUUUACUAAUAUGUAUUAAGGAGCCACUUACUAAAAAUCCCAAUUAUGCACUGAAUUCUGAUGAACUGGAAAAUAUGGCUACAGUUGAAAGAUUACUGAUGCAAUUGGAUGAAACUGAAAAUGCCUUCGACCAGUUUUGGUCAAAACACCACCUCAAACUCGAACAAUGCCUGCAGCUUCGUGAUUUUGAACAAGACUUUCGGGAGGUGAAAGUUAUUCUGGAUUGUUUAACAGGAACACAGUCUGUUUUCACUGGCAUUGGAGACAGUGUAGCCUCUGUGGAACGCCUUCUAAAAGAACUCCAAAUGAAGGAAGAGAAAGCACAGGAAUCAUUAGAAAAGGCACAAUUAUUGGCUGUGCAUGGAGAUCAACUUAUCCAAAGCAACCACUAUGCCAUUGACUCCAUCCGACCAAAAUGUAAUGAACUCAGGCGUAUAUGUGAUGAUUUUACCAACGAAAUGAAGAAAAAACGCGACAUGCUUGGAAAAUCUCUCAAAGUCCAUAAGCAACUGGACAGUGCCAAGGAGUGGUGUGAAACAGGCAUCUAUCUCUUGGCAUCUCAAGCGGUGGAUAAGUGCCAAUCUCAAGAAGGAGCUGAAGCUGCACUCCAAGAUAUUGAGAAUUUUCUUGAAACGGCCAAAGAUCACAAGCUCACUAAUCCUAAAGAGUUUUAUAAGCAAUUUGAACUGUUUCUCACUGAAGAAGUUGAGGCUAACAUAUCAACAAUCCUUCAGAAGCUUGAAAAUGUCCAAGAAAUGUUUGAAAAGCGUCAGGCUAGUUUAAAAAAGUUAGCGGCCAAACAGACUCGACCAGUUCAACCUGUGGCUCCUCGUCCAGAGUCGUCUCCAAAACACUCUUCACCAAAACCAGCCAGAGCCCCUGUCCUCAGUAAUAGAAGAAGUUUAGAUAACAUAAGCAAUUCGAAGCCACUUACAGAUACAGAACUAGCAAAGAAAAGAAAUGGGAAGAAACCAAAAGGAAGCCUAAAGAUUGAAGUGAUGCACGAAGCCAGUCAGGGGGGAUCCAGUCACGUCCAAGUAACAACUGAAAGUGAAGAGAACCUGUCAACAAGGAGGAGGCACAUCAUGAAUGAGCUGAUUGAAACAGAACGGGUAUACGUGGAAGAGCUUCUGAGCAUCAUUGAGGGUUAUGCUACUGAAAUGGAUAAUCAAGAGCUGUCUUCUCUGAUCCCAGGUGCACUUAAGAACAAGAAAGAAAUCUUGUUUGGAAAUCUUCCAGAAAUCUAUGAUUUUCAUAAUAGGAUAUUCCUUAAAGAGCUUGAAAAUUGCAUGGAAAACCCUGAACUUGUAGGAAAAUGUUUUUUAAAAAGGAAAGAAGAAUUACAAAUUUAUGAAAAGUAUUGUCAAAAUAAACCGCGUUCAGAGGCUAUCUGGCGACAGUGUGGAGACUGCCAGUUCUUUCAGGAGUGCCAACGUAAAUUGGAUCAUAAACUCUCAUUGGAUGCUUAUCUGCUCAAACCUGUCCAAAGGAUUACAAAGUAUCAACUUCUACUAAAGGAAAUGCUAAAGUGCAGUAAAAACUCAGAAGGCACUGCAGAACUAGAGGAAGCACUGGAGACAAUGAUUAGUAUAAUUAAAUCAGUGAAUGACUCCAUGCACCAAAUUGCUAUCACUGGGUUUGAGGGAAACCUAAAUGAUCUUGGGAAGUUAUUGAUGCAAGGCUCUUUCAAUGUAUGGACAGACCACAAAAAGGUUCACAGCAAGGUCAAAGACUUGGCACGCUUCAAACCAAUGCAAAGGCACCUUUUCCUUUACACAAAAUUGCUGCUGUUCUGCAAGAAACGAGAGGAAAAUGCAGAUGGACAUGAAAAAUCUCCCUCAUACAGCUUUAAACAUUCAUUGAAGAUGAGUGCCGUUGGUAUCACAGAAAAUGUAAAGGGAGACAUUAAGAAGUUUGAAAUCUGGUACAAUGGCAGAGAGGAAGUGUACAUUAUUCAGGCAUCAUCUGUAGAACUGAAGAACCUUUGGGUUUCUGAAAUCCGGAAAGUACUGACAGGACAACUGCAAGCUUACAGAGAAGCAAGUCAGUUAAAUCAGAGGAUACAGGAACAUGUUUACCAGGCUCCACUGAACACACCGAACAGAUAUACAAGGAAAUCAUCUUUACAACAAGACAACAAAUGCGAUUCAUCAAGUUCUGAAACUGUCGAAAGGCAAAAUGAGAUCUCCAGCUCCAAUAAACAAAAGAGAGCUGAUGUUCCUUCCAGUCAUAACCUUGAUCGUUCAUCUCUUGCUAAAAAGCGAUUUACAUUGCAGGGUCUUUCCAAUCGCAGACCUCCACAGAAAGAAUCACAGUCUAAGGAGCCAACUGUAAUUCGUCGCAUUUCCUUAGCUUCCUCUGUCAGUGCUUCACGAAGUAAAGGAUCACUAUCUGGGCCAGAUGUUAAAGCUAAGAGAUAUGAAAUAAAGAGUGACCCAACUCCACUGGGUUUUGAAGAUUCACUGCCAGAUCCUUUCAUGAUUGCAAGCAAGCGUAAUAGUACCACCAGUUACGUAAAAAGAUCAAUUUCACAGACAGCAUUGGCAUGGAGGUGAGAGUGGGCCGCACAUGGAACAGCGGAUACAGCUUCUUUCAGUGAUUGGAGGCAGCAGCAGCAAGGACU
Messenger RNA from Rhincodon typus (whale shark), 3473 nucleotides. RefSeq names its product MCF.2 cell line derived transforming sequence-like 2 (gene mcf2l2). Gene Ontology annotation, biological process: intracellular signal transduction. The record is from RefSeq and is a predicted model, not a curated record. Bases 61 to 3405 code for a protein of 1114 amino acids. The transcript has 31 exons. NCBI's taxonomy places the organism in Eukaryota, Metazoa, Chordata, Chondrichthyes, Orectolobiformes, Rhincodontidae. Gene Ontology annotation, cellular component: cytoplasm. Gene Ontology annotation, molecular function: guanyl-nucleotide exchange factor activity.